AUUAUUGUAUCCUAUGUAUUAGAUGUCAACCGUAGAAACACGAAAACACGUGAAUAUUUGGCCUUCAAUUCAAACACAACAGUGACGAAAGCCAAGAUUUGGAUACCAUGAUGGUGGGGGUCAUGUGACCGGGGGUUUCCGCCGACCUUUUGAACUUGGCUCAGCGUUGCAUUUCUGUUCCCGCCACUCGCUUGCCGCGGCUUGAUGCUUCAAUUACCGACUGUUGAUGAGGGUAUGGCUUUGAUGAUGGACUUGGUGACGAUACAGAUGACACAUUGUCGCCCCUCCAGAGACUACAGAAAUAUCUUGACAGCGACAACAUCUUCAACAGACAAAUGGUUGCCCGAGGCUUGCUGGACACGCUCAGAGCAGUUGGCACCAAUGAAGAGGAGGCACAUGCUGUCCUUAAAGCUAUGGUCAAAAUCUCGGAGGAUUCGGAACCAACAGUACGAUCCGAGUUGAUGGAGCAAGUGCCCCAUAUAGCAGUGUAUUGUCAGGAAAACAUAGAAACCUUUGAAAAUGCUGUGCCAACAUACAUCCUGCCAAUGGUUGUUCGGUAUCUCAACGAUGGCAAUAACCAGGUGCGGAAGACAAGCCAAGCUGCUCUCCUUGUUCUGCUAGAGCAAGAGCUUGUGGACAAAGCCGACAUCGAGGAGCAGGUAAUCCAAGUGAUCUUGGAUCUGGCUUGUCCAGACAGUCUGGAUGACUACAGAACAGAGGCAGUGGCUUUGAUGAGCAAGAUGGCACCUCUUCUUGGGAAGGACAUCACAGAGCGUCAAUUCCUGUCUCGAUACUGUGAGAUGUGCACAGAUCCACUCUUCCAUGUCAGAAAGGUUUGUGCUGCAAAUUUUGGAGAACUAUGUGCAGUUGUAGGAACUGAAAACACAGAAGAACAUAUGCUCCCCAAGUUUUAUUAUCUCUGUGAGGAUGGAGUCUGGGGUGUACGGAAAGCAUGUGCAGAGUGUUUCAUGAAUGUCUCCUGUGCAUCAUCGUUAGAAGUCCGACGAAAUGACCUGGCCAGUCUCUUUGUAAAUCUACUCUGUGACCAGUCAAGAUGGGUGAAGAUGGCUGCCUUUCAACAGCUGGGACCAUUUAUCUCGACCUUCGCUGACCCGAACAGCACUGGUUUGGUGGUGAACGAGGACGGCAGUAUCACCUUCAUCCACCCUGAUGGUGAACAACAGACUGAAGUGGAGGCAGAGAUGAGCUUGAAACGAGCUGCCAAAGAAGCUUUGGGCUGUGAUAUCGAUGACCUGGAAGCUGAGCUCUUCAGGGACGAGAGAGAAAGUGAAGACGGCUGUUCAGAUCCUACUGAUUUGCGUGAGGAGAACAUGGAGAUUGAUGCUGUGGAUGGUGGGGAGGAAGAAGUAAAAAAGGUGAAAACUAGAGCUAAAACAACGAAAUCUGCUGUGGAAGAUCAAGAAAGGUCUGUAGAAGAGAUGCGAGCUGAAAAGUAUGAGAACAUUAUCAAAGUUGUAGAAGAACCAGUGGCCACUGAUGGCAGUGAAUCAGCAGUGACUCUGGAACAGAUCGGGGAGUCAACAGAUGGUGAUGUGAAAGACGGUGAUGCUGCUGUGAAACCGGAAAUGGAGAAGUUGGAGGGUGAGAAGUCAGCUGAAGAGGCUUCUCCGGAAAGUGAUCCUGAUGCUUUGGAAACAAAAGAGGAACAGACCGAGGACCAACAGAGAAAGGAGGAAGAGGAGACUGAAGUAAGUGAAGACAAAUCAAAUGUAAAGACAUCUACCUCCUGUGCUGCAGAGGCUGAGAAUUCCUUGGUGUCUGUAGAAGAUGGGGAGGAGGCUGCUGGCAGCCAUGUAGGACAUUCAGAAAAAACACAUGUACAUAUUGACAGCACAGAGUCUUUCAAUUCUUUCCAAUUCUGGCGCCCACCGUUCCCCCAAGUUGACCUGGAUUUUGAUUUGGUCGACGGAGCUCCAACCAACAUUCACAUUACUGCAAAGGUGCAGGACGACGAUAAAAAGGUCUAUGCAACAGAAAUGAAUGUGGCCGUGUCUGCAAGAGGCCUAGAGGAUGUGUCCACGAGCAUAGCUCAGAUGCAUGCAAGUGAGAAGGCAACACCCGUUGUUCAGACUACUGCUGUGGAGCAGGCUGGCGUGAAGAUCCACACAGCUAGCGUGAGCACUGUUAGCGAGGCAGAGACAGUUAGCCAUAUCGGCAGCACCCACGUGAUAGGGCAGCAGAUCAAUGAAGUGCCUAUGGCCGUAGUGGAUGGUGUUGUUCAAGAUCUAAGUACCAGUAGUAUAAGCUACAUUGAUAGCGAGUUAUCCUUGUCUUCCCACGACAGUCUUCGUGAACAGUCACUCAUAGAUGACGCCACUCUAGCUCAACAACAGGACAUUGUGCCGCAGUCUCUCCUAGAGAACUACCUGGGCAUGGUUGACCCUUCCCGUGCCCAGACUGUGGACACCGAGAUCACUCGGCACUGUGCCUACAAUCUCCCUGCCGUGGCCUACACACUCGGCAGACAAAAUUGGCACUGCAUUAAAAACCUGUAUGAAACUUUGGCCCAAGAUAUGCAGGUAAAUGAGUGGAAAGUUCGAAGGACUUUGGCUUUCUCGCUUCAUGAAAUGGCUAUGAUCCUUGGUGAAGAGAUCACCCACAAGGAUUUGGUGCCGGUGUUUGAUGGCUUCUUGAAAGAUUUAGACGAAGUUAGGAUAGGUGUUCUUAAGCACCUAGCUGAUUUUCUGAGGAUGCUACGGCCUGAUGUUCGAAGGCGCUACCUGAAAAAGGUGCAGGACUUCAUGUCUACAGAUAACCAUAGAAACUGGCGCUUCAGGCUGGAGCUAGCUGUCCAGCUGGUUCUCCUGUGUGAGCUGUACAGCCCUCAAGACAUCCGCCAGUAUAUCGUCCCCAUGUCCCUUGCCUUAGCUUCCGACAAGGUCUCCGAGGUCAGACACAUGGCCUACAGGCUGCUGAGCAUAAUUCUACAUAGGAUGUUUGAGGAAAAUGAAGAGAACCUUCUGAGGGCACUGGUGUGUGAAGUUAUUGACAAAUUUGCCUUGAGUGCCCGCUGGAUCGGGAGACAAAUAUUUGCCCAAAUCUGCCAUGUGAUCCUGGAAGAGAAUUCACUACCUCCUGCGAUGUUUGCUGAGGAACUUCUUCCAAGCCUUUUAAAUCUGGGAGUAGAUGCAAUACCCAAUGUACGCCUGUCUAUGGCUAAAGUCCUAGCACAAUGCAUUGUGCCUUUAGAAUAUUUCACGUCGCAACGGAACCCUCAACAUGAAGAGCUGAUAGCUACCUUGCAGAAGCUGCAGGCAGACACAGACCGGGAUGUUCGCUUCUUCGUCUCGCAGCAUCCCGAGACAACUCUCUCGUCCCCGCAUGACACAGUGAGUGACACUGACAGUCAGAAAUGCUUUAGCAUUGCCACGCCAGGAAAUGCAUAUGAAGUAGAUCUUGAACAAGUUAGGUGCCUGUUUAACCUGCUGUGAUCGCGUCACCAUGGUGCUCAAACACUCAAUGGGGUAACUACGUCUCAGGUGGACAACAAAUGGCGGGGAACUUGACACUCAAGGGAGGCAACUGUGAAACAGACCUCUCCACACUGUACAAAUGUAAAUUUACAUCCAACUGGCUGUGAUGAUGAAGUAUUUACAUGAUGAUGCACAGGAUAUGUUACAGCGCUGCACAUAUCUUGUGGCUAGCUGCACAAUAUAGCGAUUCCAAUGAAUAUCUGUUGUCACCUAUGAGUGAAUUUAGCCUUGUUGGCUUCCCUCUAGUAUGUAUGUCCUGUAAUCCCUACACAUUACCCUUCCACUUAAGAUGUUCUAUACUCUGUUUACUAUCUUCACAAUUAACUGAAAGUAGUUCAUGAAUGAAAUAUUUUACAGCAAUUUCAAAAUCUGUGUAUUGCACUGAGAAGAUUGUUUGAUUUGAAAGUUGCUUAGGCAUAAUCCUUGUAUCAACGGUUUAUUGCACUGAUGUAUUCUUUAUGUGAAUGUUUUGUCAAGAGCUGUAGGUGGUUUUCAAAUUGAGUGUAUCUGAGUCUAGGAAUGCUUGUCCACAGCUAAAAGUGUGUUUUGAAGGAAUAAAACGAAUUCAAUAUAAGUCAAGUUGGACAAUCACCUUGUAUUCUUGUGAAUAUCUGUUACCAAAGCGACACUACAGUCUUUCUUAGCUUUGUAGUUGUAUCAAUAAUAUAUUGACAAUGUUAAUGUUUUACUUGAUCUGAAGAUUACAGUAUUUUGCCAGUGAUAUUAUUGACAAGUUUUUGCUUCAAGUUUCCAAGUGAUUCACUUCACUGUAGAUGAUAUGAGUGACGAGUUUUGACAAUGUAGCGAGUGACUAGGAUGUAGUCUUUAGUUUGCAAUCAUUGAAGUCCCAUCUAGAAGUAAGACUAACAGUAUCUCAGGUUUCACAUAGCUGCUGAAAUGUCUCUGGAGUUAUCUGCAUUUCCGUUCAUCCUUCAUUCCUUGGGCCGAGUAGUUGCUAUUGUCUUGUCGAGCAAAGAAUAAAAGCAUCCGGAAAGUCUGCUUGAAUGACAUUGAUGUUGAAUGGCAUCUUGUAUGGUGAAUGAGUUGUGCAUAUCAUUGAAAACGGUUCCAAAUUGUCUCGACAUGUUUGAGGUUGACUUGGGACACUUGGGAAGUUGUUGAUGGUAUGUUAGCAGUACUGAGGCAGCUUUCCUUGCCAUUUAUCCAGUUACAUUUCAUCAAUAUGAUCUACAAGAUUUCAAGAUGUAAACCACAUUAUUUCAAUCUAAUGUACCUCUAUUUGUUAUUUGUUAACCAGACCACAAUUGUCAAUAUCUCAGCUCUGCAUACAUUGGUACAUAAGUAGCACGACAGUACGACCAUUAGCUUUUUACUCACCCGAAAUUUCCUGUCUAUUUGCUAUAAUUUUCCACAGGGAAAACUGCUUAUUGUUAUGUUAAUCUGAAGGUGUAGAUACAUAUGAAAUAGGCUUUGUAAAACCAAUUACAAAUGAAGCUUUUUACAUCAGACCCUCAAGGAAAAUAUAACCUCCUGAACUAAACAGACAUCUUGCGAAGAAAAUUUGAAGUGUAUGUCUCGAAAACAGACCAUCUCGUAUUUCUUUAACUCCAAAGAAUGUAAGGUCCGUGCAUAAAAUACAUCCAUUAUGGAUUCCUCGUUUCUUUAAGCUGUUGCUCACUUUCAGUACUGAACUUGUAUCUUUAAGUGGCCUAUCAGAUGCCGUAGUAUCUGCUGACAGUUGAUUUGAGGAUUUCAACUUCUUUCAAUGCAAGUUGCUCUUACUUUAUAAAGAUUCUGGUUUGUGUACCAAAAAGUCAUUGAAAAGAAGUUGAAAUCCAUCUCGUCUGUCGUUAUACCUUUAGAAUUUUCAGUAAGUGCCUUAACUAAAGGUGCCAUCAGUAUGAAUCAACAGGCAAAAAUACGGAGAUAUUUUAGGGCAUGAUAUUGUGUGAACUUGCUCCUCUGAUUUGUGUUGACUCUCCCUCCAUGAACAUAAUAGAAGUCAACUGUUCAUUAUUAACUGCAUACUGUGUGAGACUCGGUGCAGAGCAUUAGCUACACCUUUUAUAUAUCCUGUAAUGCAUUGGAAAUUAAUGUGUUCUAGCACAUGACUGAUUAAUAAUGUUCAUGGAAUGUAGGCCACUUGUUCUGCUCUUUGAUAUGGAGACCAAAUCACAUUUUAUAUACUAAAUAAUAUCUUUGGUGCAUGUAUUAGUCACUUUACAGUUCUAGUUCAUUAAGUCUUCUGUGCAAGAUCUUGUCCAAACCAUGCCAAAGUGAAGAUCUCAUUACGGCUGAUUUUUAACUGAUAGUUAGUGUUACAUAGUUUCCAUAACUUGGAGUGACCAUACAUGUUAAUUUCCAAUGCUGCAGUCUCAAGCACAACUUGCCUCUGAAACAUACUUAGCAUAGAAGCUUUUGGAGUAGCUACAGCCCCAGGCCCCUCUUGUGUCGUGUUGAAUGUGGUGUGUGUGUUCGCGUGUCUGUGCACUGCUACACAGAAAGCGUCUUUCAACAAAGUCUUUCAAGUUGCUGCUGAAUGCAUGGGCAGUUGGGCUGAGCAUUGUGCAAAUGUCAAACGAAAUAUUCCAGAUGGGCGACAUGUUUUUAGCAGAAUAUUGUAAUUUACUCUACCAAGUUUUGUAUUUUAGAUGUUGUACAUUCAGAUAAUGCCAAAUGGUCAAAAAAGGGAUUUAUUUAUUAUAUUUGUUUCAUAUGAGCAAAAAAAGGUAAAAUAAAAUUUUACUUUCACUAA
Molecule: messenger RNA, 6210 nt
Organism: Haliotis rufescens (red abalone)
Lineage: Eukaryota; Metazoa; Mollusca; Gastropoda; Lepetellida; Haliotidae
Product: serine/threonine-protein phosphatase 4 regulatory subunit 1-like
Exons: 20
Coding region: 336-3452 (1038 amino acids)
Biological process (GO): protein dephosphorylation
Molecular function (GO): protein phosphatase regulator activity
Source: RefSeq, a predicted model, not a curated record